GAAAAUAAGCCUGUUGGAUUUAGCGUGCUACAGCUUGUGGUGACAGACAAGGAUUCUUCUCACAAUGGCCCUCCUUUUCUCUUCACCAUCUUGAGUGGAAAUGAAGAGAAUGCUUUUCAGAUUAACCAGCAGGGAGUACUGACAACAACUGCUGCACUGAAUCGCAAAGUGAAGGAUCACUAUUUACUUCAUGUUAAGGUGGCAGAUAAUGGAAAACCUCCGUUGUCAUCUUUGACUUACAUUGAUAUUGGAGUUAUUGAGGAAAGCAUUUAUUCUCCAGCAAUUCUGCCUCUAGAAAUCUUUAUCACAGCCUUUGGGGAAGAAUAUUCAGGUGGUGUCAUUGGAAAAAUUCAUGCAACCGAUCAAGAUGUUUAUGAUACUUUGACGUACAGCCUCGACCCCAAAAUGGAAUCCUUGUUCUCUGUGUCCAGUACUGGCGGCAAACUAAUUGCACAUAAAAAGUUAGACGUAGGACAGUACCUCCUAAACGUCACCGUUACAGAUGGGAAAUUUACAACCGCAGCUGACAUUACUGUACACAUCAGACAAAUCACUCAAGAUUUACUGAAUCACAGCAUUGCAAUACGCUUUGCAAACCUUGCCCCCGAAGAAUUCAUCGGCGACUACUGGCGCAAUUUCCAGAGAGCUUUAAGAAACAUCUUGGGUGUGAGGAGAAAUGACAUCCAGAUUGUUAGUUUGCAGCCUUCUGAUCCUCCUUCAAAUCUUGAUGUCCUCCUGAAUAUUGAAAAGUCUGGUAACUCUCAGCACCCAAUGAGAGUUCUGCUCCACAAGAUAAACUCAACUGUGCCUGACCUAGAGGAGAUUUUAGGUGUCCGGAUAAUUGAUGUUUUCCAUAAGCUUUGCGCAGGCCUGGAUUGCCCUUUGAAAUUUUGUGAAGAAAAAGUAACAGUGGAUGAGAACAUCAUGUCAACCCACAGCACAGCCAGGUUGAGUUUUGUCACUCCCCGUCAUCAUAGGACAGCAGUUUGUCUUUGUAAAGAAGGGAAAUGCCCCCUGGUGAAUAGUGUGUGUGAAGGAAACCCAUGCCCUGAAGGUAGUGAAUGUUUAGGAGAUCCAAAGGAAGGAAAAUACACCUGUGUUUGCCAAGAGAGCAAAGCUGGACAGUGCCCUGCUGGCUCUGCUGUCACAUUUACUGGGAGCAGCUAUGUGAAAUAUCGUCUCAUGGAAAGCGAGAACAAAGAGGAAAUGAAGCUGACAAUGAGACUUAGAACUUACUCUGCUCAUGCAGUUGUUAUGUAUGCUCGAGGAACAGACUACAGUAUCUUAGAGAUUCACCAUGGAAGGCUGCAGUAUAAAUUUGAUUGUGGCAGCGGACCUGGGAUUGUCUCCGUUCAGAGUAUUCAGAUUAACGAUGGCCAGUGGCAUUCAGUAUCUCUCGAAGUGGACGGAAAUUACGCGCGACUUGUUCUGGAUCGGGUGCAUACUGCAUCUGGUACUGCUCCUGGAACGCUCAGGACACUAAACCUAGAUAAUCAUGUGUUUUUUGGUGGCCAUAUUCGGCAGCAAGGUGCAAGACACGGUAGAAGUCCUCAGGUUAGCAAUGGUUUCAGAGGCUGUAUGGAUUCUGUUGUACUUAAUGGCCAAGAGCUGCCCCUAAACAGUAAGCCACGAAAUUAUGCACACAUGGAAGAAUCUGUAGAUGUGACUCCUGGAUGCUUACUGACUGCCACAGAAGGUUGUUCAAGCAGCCCGUGUCAGAAUGGAGGCAUCUGCAACGCGCUGUCAAAUGGAGGUUACUACUGCAAGUGUGCGCCUUUGUUUAUGGGAACUCACUGCGACGUAAGUGUCAACCCAUGUGCUUCCAACCCCUGCCUUUAUGGUGGUACUUGCAUCCCGGUCAGUGAUGAUUUUAUCUGCCAGUGCCGAGGACAAUAUACAGGCCAAAGGUGCCAGCUGGGUCCAUAUUGCAAAGACAAUCCUUGUAAGAACAGUGGCAAGUGUAUUGACAGUUUGGAUGGACCUGUUUGUGAGUGUGAAGCAGGCUUUCGUGGAGAAAGGUGCCUGACUGAUGUGGAUGAAUGUGUAGAAAACCCGUGUCUUAACGGUGCCCUCUGUGAGAAUACUUAUGGUUCCUAUCACUGCAACUGUAGCCGUGGAUUUGGAGGAAAACACUGCACAGACAUGGUUCUUAACAAAUAUGUUUCAACGUCUUGGAACAUUAGCUUAGCCGAAGUGAUUGGAAUUAUUGUUUUCAUCGCAGGAAUAUUCUUAUUAGUUGUAAUUUUUGUUGUUUGCCGCAAAGUGGUCAGUAGAAAGAAAAAGCACCAGCCAGAACCUGAAGACAAGCAACUGGGAGCUACAACAGCUUUCUUACAAAGACCUUAUUUUGAUGCAAAAUUGAAUAAGAACGUUUAUUCUGACAUCCCACCGCAGGUUCCUGUUCGUCCCAUUUCGUACACUCCAAGCAUUCCAAGCGACUCCAGGAACAAUCUUGAUAGGAAUUCUUUUGAGGGGUCUGCUAUCCCCGAGCACCCAGAGUUUAGUACUUUUAACCCAGAUUCUGUACAUGGUCACCGGAAAGCUGUAGCUGUUUGCAGCGUAGCACCAAAUUUGCCACCUCCACCUCCCUCCAACCCUCCUUCCGACAGUGAUUCAAUACAGAAACCCAGCUGGGAUUUUGACUAUGACACUAAAGUAGUAGAUCUUGACCCCUGCCUUGCAAAAAAGCCUCUGGAUGAAAAGAACUCCCAUCCUUACAGUGCUAGAGAAAGCAUGUCUGAGGUCCAGUCUCUCAGCUCCUUCCAGUCUGAAUCAUGUGAUGACAAUGAAUCUUUUCCUGUUCCUGACCUCAGCAAUUCAAGAGGUUAUCACUGGGAUACGUCAGACUGGAUGCCAAGUGUUCAGUUGCCAGGUAUUCAAGAGUAUCCAAAUUACGAAGUGGUUGAGGAGUCAGCUCCCCUCUACACGGAUCCAAACGCCAUCGAUACAGACUAUUACCCUGGCGGUUAUGACAUAGAAAGUGAUUUUCCACCUCCACCUGAUGACUUCCCUGCACCUGAUGAGCUUCCACCAUUACCACCAGAAUACAGCGACCAGUUUGAGUCAAUACAGCCACCCAGAGACAUGCCAGCUGUAGGUAGCUUGGGUUCUUCUGCAAGAAGCAGGCAGAGAUUUAACCUUAACCAGUACCUUCCCCAUCACUACCCUGCAGACAUGUCAGAACCUCAGACCACAACCAGUGGUGUCAACAGCGGUUACAGAGAACCUUAUGCUCCUUACACAUUAGGGUACAAUAGAGACUUUGAAGCACCCACUGUAGACAACAUGUCCAUGUCUGUGUAUGCUUCCACAGCUUCAUGCUCUGAUGUGUCAGCGUGCUGUGAAGUGGAGUCUGAAGUCAUGAUGAGUGACUAUGAGAGUGGAGACGACGGUCAUUUCGAAGAUGUGAAAAAUCCUCCACUCGAUUCCCAGCAACAUACAGAAGUCUGA
This is a messenger RNA of Eurypyga helias (sunbittern), 3450 nucleotides long. RefSeq names its product protocadherin Fat 1-like. The transcript has 11 exons. Gene Ontology annotation, molecular function: calcium ion binding. The record is from RefSeq and is a predicted model, not a curated record. The annotation marks the transcript as partial. Gene Ontology annotation, cellular component: membrane. Gene Ontology annotation, biological process: homophilic cell-cell adhesion. NCBI's taxonomy places the organism in Eukaryota, Metazoa, Chordata, Aves, Eurypygiformes, Eurypygidae.